Molecule: messenger RNA, 2790 nt
Organism: Abrus precatorius (Indian licorice)
Lineage: Eukaryota; Viridiplantae; Streptophyta; Magnoliopsida; Fabales; Fabaceae
Product: prolyl endopeptidase-like
Exons: 11
Coding region: 121-2463 (780 amino acids)
Biological process (GO): proteolysis
Cellular component (GO): cytosol
Molecular function (GO): oligopeptidase activity; serine-type endopeptidase activity
Source: RefSeq, a predicted model, not a curated record
ACGGAGAAAGUGUAAGGUAAAAAAUGGCGACAUGGAGUGAGACAUUAUCCCCGUAACGAGGAGCAGCAGCGAAAGACAUUGAAUGGGAAGCACCCAUAAGAGUGGGAAUAGAGUGUAACUAUGUUGUCAUAUGGUCGUCACAUUCUAAAUCCUUGUGGCUACCGAAAUCUCGCUUUCUCAAGUUGGAGUCCCUUCCAUUCCAUUUAUUUGACUCCAACAACGCCAUUCUUCAAAUCUCGUUCUCAUUGUUCUUCAAUCCUUAAAACAAUGGGUUCUCUCUCUGCCUUCAACCAACCUAUCCAAUACCCUUCUGCUCGCAGAGAUGACUCCAUCGUUGACGAUUUCCACGGCAUCAACAUUUCCGACCCUUACCGAUGGCUUGAAAAUUCGGAUGCAGAAGAAGUGAAAGAGUUUGUGCAGAAACAGGUGGCGUUGACGGAUUCGGUGUUGCAGAGAUGCGAAUGCAGGGGAAAACUGGGAAACACAAUAACGAAGCUGUUCGAUCAUCCUCGCUAUAACGCUCCUUUCAGAAGAGGGAAUAAGUACUUUUACUUCCACAACACGGGUCUUCAGCCACAGAGUGUGCUUUACGUGCAGGACAGUUUGGAGGGUGAAGCGCAGGUUUUGCUUGAUCCCAAUGCUCUCAGUGAAGACGGCACCGUUUCACUCAACACGCUUUCGGUGAGCAAGGAUGCUAAGUUCUUGGCCUAUGGACUCAGCUCCAGCGGUAGCGAUUGGGUUACAAUAAAGUUGCUGCGUAUUCAGGAUAAACGUGUUCAGCCUGAUACCUUAUCUUGGGUGAAGUUUUCCUCUAUUAGUUGGACGCAUGAUAGCAAAGGUUUCUUUUAUAGCCGCUAUCCAGCACCCAAGGAUGGAGAAGUAGCGGAUGCUGGGACUGAGACAAAUGCAAACCUUCAUCAUAAGCUCUAUUAUCAUUUUGUGGGUACCCAUCAAUCUGAAGAUAUUCUGUGCUGGAGAGAUCCUGAGAACCCGAAAUAUUUGUUUGGAGGAAGUGUUACUGAGGACGGCAAGUAUGUUCUUCUGUAUAUUGAAGAAGGGUGUGAUCCAGUUAACAAACUUUACUACUUCAACUUAUCUGAACUUCCAAAUGGGCUAGAAGGUUUUCGGAAUGAAAAUUCUCUCCUCCCAUUUGUCGAACUUAUUGAUAAAUUUGAUGCACAGUAUCAAGCCAUUGCAAAUGAUGACACAGUGUUUACAUUCUUAACUAAUAAAGAUGCUCCAAAAUAUAAACUAGUCCGUGUAGAUUUGAAAGAACCAAGUGCUUGGACUGAUGUUAUUCAAGAAUCCGGUAAAGAUGUACUUGAGUCAGCAUGUGCUGUAAAUGGUAACCAAUUAAUCGUCAGCUACUUGAGCGAUGUGAAAUAUGUUCUGCAAGUAAGAGACUUGGAAACAGGUUCUUUGCAACAUCAAUUACCAAUUGACAUUGGCACAGUCAAUGAGAUUUCUGCACGCCGUGAAGAUACCAUGGUUUUCAUCGGCUUUACAAGCUUUUUGACUCCUGGUAUCAUAUAUCAGUGCGACCUAGGAACACAGAUUCCUGAUAUGAAGAUAUUUCGUGAGAUUGUAGUACCCGACUUUGAUCGCACUGAGUUUCAUGUCAAUCAGGUUUUUGUGCCUAGUAAAGAUGGUACAAAGAUUCCAAUGUUCAUUGUUGCCAAAAAGGAUAUUGCUUUGGAUGGUUCGCACCCUUGUCUGUUGUAUGGAUAUGGUGGUUUUAACAUCAGUCUUACACCAGUUUUUAGUGUCAGUCGCAUUGUACUCACAAGACAUUUAGGUGCUGUUUUCUGCAUAGCAAAUAUUCGUGGUGGUGGAGAAUAUGGGGAGGAAUGGCAUAAAGCAGGUUCCCUUGCAAAUAAGCAAAACUGCGUUGAUGACUUCAUUUCAGCUGCUGAAUACCUUGUAUCUGCUGGUUACACCCAACCCAGCAAGUUAUGUAUUGAAGGUGGAAGCAAUGGUGGACUUCUUGUUGGUGCUUGCAUAAAUCAGAGACCUGAUCUUUUUGGGUGUGCACUGGCUCAUGUUGGUGUUAUGGAUAUGCUACGAUUCCACAAAUUUACCAUAGGUCAUGCUUGGACCUCAGAUUAUGGUUGUUCAGACAAGGAGGAAGAGUUUCAUUGGCUAAUCAAGUACUCACCAUUGCAUAAUGUCCGGAGACCUUGGGAACAGCAUCCUAAUAAGUCAGUUCAGUACCCAUCGACAAUGCUGUUGACGGCUGAUCACGAUGAUCGUGUUGUGCCAUUGCAUUCAUUAAAGCUAUUGGCGACCAUGCAGUAUGUCCUGGUUACUAGCCUUGAUGAAAGUCCGCAGAGGAACCCUAUAAUUGGUCGGAUUGAAUGCAAGGCUGGUCAUGGAGCAGGGCGUCCAACUCAGAAAAUGAUUGAUGAAGCCGCUGACCGGUACAGUUUCAUGGCCAAGAUGGUAGACGCCCAUUGGAUUGAAUAGAUUUGAGCUUUACCCAAACCCAUGAUAUUGGAACGGGAGAACAUAAUGCUUUUUGUGAGAGUAAGGAGCUUUUCAUUUCUUCCUUUCAACCCUUCACAAGAAAGGAACUGCAUUUGGUGGUCAUACAGAUUUAUUUGUCUGGGGAGGCCAACAUACAUAACGGGUCAUAGAGCCGUAGAAAAUUAGAACGCAAGAGUUGAUGUUUUAAUCGUAUUAAUUUUGUUGUCACUCUUUUUUAUCAUUAUAUUAUGUUGCAAAAAAUGUUACUGUAUAUGCUCCUUUGUGUUAUUCGAAUGGAGAAAGCUUCCUUCGGUUGAAAGUUACAAU